Molecule: messenger RNA, 258 nt
Organism: Cetraspora pellucida
Lineage: Eukaryota; Fungi; Glomeromycota; Glomeromycetes; Diversisporales; Gigasporaceae
Source: the annotation of a GenBank genome assembly
AUGACCAGACAAUUCAUCUUCAUCAUUCUUUCGGUUUUAUUGCUUUCAUCUAUAAUAACUGAAGCAGGUCCUGUUGCAUACAUGUCAUGUCAGUCUGCAUGUAAUGCAGGUUGGGUAAAAUGCUAUGCCGUCAUGGGAUUAGUAGCAGGAACUAUAACUGGAGGAAUCGGAGCUCCAGCGGGAGCAAUUACAUGCAAUGUCGCGCAAGCAGCAUGUAUGGCAUCUUGCGCUGUUUUAUUACUAGCACCAACACUCUAG